Acyrthosiphon pisum (pea aphid) is the source of this 1226-nucleotide messenger RNA. RefSeq lists its product as uncharacterized. The record is from RefSeq and is a predicted model, not a curated record. NCBI's taxonomy places the organism in Eukaryota, Metazoa, Arthropoda, Insecta, Hemiptera, Aphididae.
UUGAAAUUUCUUCCAUGCUCUGGUAGUUGCCCACCUGUUGCGUCCUCGUCCAGCAACCGGUGGUGGGAACCACUCUCACGAACGCCGCCGUCGCCGCUGCUUAUAAAAGGGCACGCACACAGCUCAAAACAAUUUAUUGCGUGCUCCCCGCGUUCCCAGUUUGACUUUUGCGUUGUCGUAGACAUUUUUCCCCUCCGUGACUAACUUUUCUUCCGUGCUCGUUGCGUUCGAUUUAAUUUAGUGCGUUCCGUUUCUAUUAAUAUUUACGAUUUGUGAUUCGCAUUACGUUAUUUUCUCGUCGGAACCGCAACACAAUGGCGUUCACGGCAAUAUUAUUCAUGUUAUUAUUCACCGCGGUCCCCAUAUUGGCAAAUAAAUAUAUGCUCCCCAAAUUUGGAACCGAUAAACUCCCCUUAUUGGCAACAACCAAUGACCUCCCCGAAGAAUAUCCAGCAGAACGUGAAGAAGACACCCAUUUUCGUGAGUGGUUCCCUGACACGACCAUAAAUUCCUGUCCACCAUUUGGACACCCAGACAACAGCUAUAACGUAACGGUGUUAGGCACUAUAGCUCCGAAAAUAGGAGGAUGUGCUUCUUUGGUACCACCAAAACCCGAUAUUUUACCAUCAUCGUUUUCUUCACCAUCGUUUCUUUUACCAUCGUUUUCUUCACCAUCGUUUAAUUUGUGGCUGGGCAGUCCCAAAACCGGUGGUGGAAAGUGCGGCGAUAAAAAUAUGGACCACUACAUUUUUGAGUGUAGAUAUAAAUUCAUGUUUUUCUCAGAGGAACGCACACUAGAGGGCUGGAAUAUAUUGUUAUACGACGAAUUAUGGGCCGGACAUCCAGAAUUCAGAUGUGCUGUGAGUAUACUAUGUUUACGCAUACCUAUUCUAUAAAAUAUUAUAUACGAUUUCCUAUGAAAACCAAUUUUAUAAUCAACUUAUUGAGAAGAGGAGCGCAUGCAAACAACGACGCAAUUUCUUAAGCCGGACUCACAGCUACGUCGACCGUCGUGUCGUGUGAGGGAUUGGUUAUUAUGUUUACAACUGGUAACCAAUAUUGUUUAAAAAAGAGCUCAGAAUGUCUACUCUGAAAAUUAAAAACGAAUAAUAGUUCUAAUGAGCUUAUAUUAUUUUUACCGCAGAAUUAUAGAUAUCGCUAGCAAACAAUACCUCUGCCCAAACUGCUCCUGGCAUAUCCUUCAACUUUACUUGACUUAAAACAUU